AUGUUCAAGGAAAAGAUAGAAGCACCCACCUUUGACGGCUGCCUGGACCCAUGGGUUUUCACUGAUUGGUUACGUCAGAUGGAUAAAUUCUUUGACUACUACCAUUGGGCUGAGAAUAAGAAAGUGAGGUAUGCUAGGAUGAAGUUAGUUGGAAGAGCCGACCUUUUCUGGGAGGACCUUGAGGAUAGCAUUAGGCGACGACAUGAGCCACCCAUUACUGAUUGGUUUGAGAUGAAGGGUGCACUCUCAAAGAAUUAUCUUCCUUCAACUUAUGAGAGCUCCCUCCUUGAGGAAUGGGAUCGCCUAAGGCAAGGCACUGCUCCUGUGACUGAGUAUAUAGAAAAGUUCAAGGAGUUCAAGAGGCGAAUUCGAAUAGUCGAGGACGAGGUUGUCACACUCAAUAGAUUUAAGAAAGGUUUAAAUGCUAACCUACUAGGCGAGAUUAUCACCCGUGGAGUCACUACCUUAAGAGAAGCAUAUGACCUCGCUAGGAAUUGUGAAUUAGCAUUCAAAUCUAUCUUUUGGCGACGUUCUGAGCCCCGAAGUGUUCCCGCCAACCCUCAACCUUUUGGUAGCAAACCUAGACUUGCCUUACCCCCUAAAGUCAACCCCAAUAGCACCCCAUUAGAAAAAGAGGACAAGGGAAAAGGUGUGGUCAAUGAGCCUUCAAGAUUAGGAUCUCGCCUCCAAUGCUUCAAAUGCAAUGGGGUUGGAUACAUCGCUGCUAGAUGUCCCUCUAGGACCCUUGUCAUUCAAGAGGGUGAUGAAAAGGUAGAAGAUGUUGAGGAGCUAGUGUAUGAUCCAAAUGUUGAAGAAGCCCAAGAUGUUGAAGCGGAAUGGGAAGAUGAUCCUAGCUAUCUCGCAUACAUUAAAGCCAUUUCUCCCCAAGUUGAUGAUUCCAAGAACUUUGGUGUCCUUAGAGUGAAUGUGAUAAGGUGUGCCUUGGCAGAGCAAAGAGACGCUGAUGAUUGGCUAAGGAGUGCCAUCUUUCAAACUUACACUAAGUGCGGAGACAAAACCUGCAAGGUUAUCAUAGAUAGUGGAAGUUGCAUUAAUGCAGUGUCUUCUAACGUUGUUUCCCGCCUAGGCUUGAAAUUGACCCCACACCCUAACCCAUAUAAAGUUUCUUGGGUGGAUACUUCCUCCAUAGCCAUAAAAGAAAGAUGUGUUGUCCCACUUCAAUUCCUCACCUACAAGGCUGAAAUAUGGUGUGACGUGAUUCCCAUGGAUGUAGGGCAUAUCAUCUUAGGUAGACCUUGGCUGUAUGAUCUAGAUGUCACCCUUCAUGGGCGAUCCAAUUCUUGCUCAUUUAUGUUUGAAGGUAAGAAGAUUGUGCUCACUCCUUUGAAACCCAAGCCAAUUGGCAUGAGCAAGAAGACAGAAGCACCAAAGGCGAAAGGCCUGAACAUCAUAAGUCCGAGGGCAUUUGAAAGGGUAGCAAUUCAAGAGUCCAUUGUAUUUGUCUUAGUUGCCAGGGAACUACGUGGAGAGACCAGUGAGGAGCAACCUGAAGAAGUGAGGUUAGUGCUCCAGGAAUUUAAGGACGUUUUCCCUGAGGAACUCCCCGAUCAUUUACCACCCAUGCGUGACAUACAACACGCCAUAGAAUUUGUGCCCGGAGCGGCCCUACCUAACUUGCCUCAUUAUAGGAUGAGCCCUGUAGAGCAUGCCGAGUUGCAAAGGCAAGUAGAAGAACUACUUAGGAAGGGUUUUGUCCAUGAAAGCAUGAGUCCUUGUGCGGUCCCUGCACUCUUAACUCCAAAAAAAAAUGGAACUUGGCGGAUGUGUGUUGAUAGUCGUGCCAUCAACAAGAUCACUGUGAAAUAUCGAUUCCUAUCCUCCGGUUGGAUGACAUGUUAG
Molecule: messenger RNA, 1860 nt
Organism: Quercus robur (English oak)
Lineage: Eukaryota; Viridiplantae; Streptophyta; Magnoliopsida; Fagales; Fagaceae
Exons: 1
Coding region: 1-1860 (619 amino acids)
Source: RefSeq, a predicted model, not a curated record